CAACGACACAGCGUACCAUCGACACUGAAAAUCAGCUCAACCCCAACUCACAAGAACAGACUCCGCAAAUACAUCUGCCUCUAUUAAUAGCCAUCAACCCCACCCCCAGUGCAAGUGGUUGCUCCGUUCUGCCCCGCUACGCAACCCCCAGUGAUAACGAUUCCACAACUGAUCGAAUUCGUGGAAAGGUGAAAUACAAAAGGCUGUUUAAAAAUUCAAAUUUGAAUUUUUUCAUACCCCCAGCGAGUCAACGGCCUCGUCGCACGUGGAGGGACAAAUAGUGCGCGUGUGAAUGCAGAAAUUUACAAUAAAGUGACAAAAAUAAUUUAAAAAAUAAUACAUUAAAAGGUUCGAAUUUGUCCUCAAUCAGUAAAUCGAGAGGGAUUGCAAUAAAAAAAACAGGUUGCAGCAAAACAAAUUAAUGUGAUAUUUUUGGUUUUUCUCUCGUUUUGCUCAGUGUCUCGACGAAUAAUUUUCCCCGAAAAUUCUCUCGCAUCGAUAAAUCGCCAGUGUAGACUGGCUGAAGCCAUCGGCAAAUUAUUUCUGGAUAAAUCUGCGAAAGGAGGAUGAAAAAAAUAAACUCGCGAGUCUGGGGUUUAUUUUCAUCGUGAGGAGACGGUGUUGCAGGCUCACUCUCUCGUGGCCUUCCAUAGUAACACGAGUGUGUGACACGCAAACGCACUGGACCCUCGUUGCGUGACUGCAAAAUUCUUGCGUGUCGUUUUUUCGCGAGUUUAAAGUGUUUGGAGGGGAAUAAUACCGAGUUUUAUAUUCGCAAGACAAAUAGUAAUUAAAAAACAGUUAAACUUGGAUAACAAUUACAUUAGAAAUCAAUUUUUUGGAUAAUUAAAAAAUCGUUAAACAACAGUAAGUGUUAAAAAAAAAUUUCAUCUUCAGUUGGAGUGAACGGAGGAUAAAAAUUAUUUUUUAUAGAAAAAUUAAUCAGAGUUGUGGCUCUUCGGCGUCUGGACGAAUAACAUUAUUUUGUAAUUACUGAGUGGUGUUGAGGUGCAUCGGCUUGGAUUUUGAAAGACGGAAUUGAAUUGAAAUUCGGAGUCGAUUGUAAUUGAAUGCUGCGAGAUGAUGGAGACACAGAACUACUGGGACGAGAGCUCCGCGCACUCAAUGCAGGUCAAGUACGAGAGUUUGGAUGGGAGGUCUUGUAAAGAUGAGAUCUACAGGAUGGGUCUCGGCAAUGGCUACUGCGAGGGAAAUCUCAACUUUACUACUGCCUCGGAGGAUGAUGAGAUUUAUACGAAGAAGAAAGUAUCGAGGCAAGACCCAAUGUCCCACAGAAUAAUCGAAAAGAGGAGAAGAGAUCGCAUGAACAAUUGUCUCGCUGAUCUGAGUCGGCUGAUCCCAGCUGAGUACUUAAAAAAGGGUCGUGGACGUGUGGAGAAGACGGAAAUCAUCGAAAUGGCUAUUCGCCAUAUGAAAUACCUCCAAGGGGCUCGCCAGGACACGAAACAGCCGUCAGCAGCGCCAGUUCACCAUCCAGAGGACAGUGUGGAUAGUGUGUCCCACUCUCCAAAUGCCUCACCAGCUGCUGAACACUAUAGACUGGGGUUUCAGGAGUGUCUCAGUGAAACAAUGCAUUUUCUAGUUGAGGUCGAGGGGUUCUUCGCUAGAGAUUCACUCUGCGUACAGCUGAUCAGUCAUCUCCAGCAACAUUGCGAGAAAAUUUUAGCUACAACUCCCACUCGGCGGAAAAAACGUGAUAGGCUGGGAUUCCCCCACCCCGACCUGCCCCCUCAGAGCGGUUCAGCAGUUCCCACCUUCGGUCACACGAGUAUGUCCAACAUCUGCCCCCCCGCCAGCCACUCGGACCAGGGCUCAAGCUCGGGGGUGAGUUCGUUCGAGGACCCAGAGCGCCCCAGGCCGAUAAUUCCACCGCCAACAGUCGUCUCGGACGACAGCAAUCACAGCCACACCGACAGCACCCAGUCCCACAGUUCGCCGUCGAUGGUGCCCCACCAGAGGCCCACAAACUACAAGUUCAAGAGUUCGAUAAAGCAGAGGUUUUCGGCGGAGAGAGUCAAGUCGAGUCCACCACCGUCGGAGAAGCCCCACGGAAUUCCAGUGUUUGCUCUGCACGACGGAGGGAAUUUCUACGUUCCCCUGACCGUGGAGUCGUCGGUUCUCAGGCCACAGCUGACGUUCAUACCUGACGCUGGGCCUGAGACUGUUCUUCAUCCUAUCACUAUUUCUGUUAACUUCAAUCAGACGCAGGUGACGACUUGGGCUCAGGAACAGAGUCCCCAUCACGAGCACACGUAGGUGCGGUGGGGACUGGAGGGUUCAGGAAACAAUGUCUAGACAGUUUUUGGGGAGAUUUUUUGUGCAGAAGAGGUUGUCUGAUUUUUCUACUGGACGCACCGAAAAUUUUCAGCGAAAAAUCUAAUCUAAUCUAAUCGAAUUUAGUGGAAAAUUCUAUUCAACUUUCUAUUGGUUUUCGGCUGAUUCUACUGGCAUUUUUUACCGCUUGUCUGAGCUUUUUUGUCAGUAAAAAUGUUCAAUGGAAAUUUUUUAUAGGGAAAGUCAAUGGAAUUCAAUUUUUCUGGGUCUAAAAAUUAAUUUAGACUGUUGAGAUAUAUUCUGUAGAAAUUUCUGGGUUUAUUAAUGGCACGGAAUUCUUUGACAUGAGUAAAUCCAGGAAUUUCUAUGGAAAAUGUAUAGAGAGAUGAAUUUCCACGUCUCUACGAAGUUGAAGAUGAAUUUGAACAGUGGAAUAUCGCAUUUACAGUUGAUCAGAGGCGUUCGCACCAAAUGUUGUGCCAUUUCUGAGCGGUUAUCGUCCUAUAUUCCGGAUUUUAUCAUUUUUUCUUUCAUUUUCACAAUUCUUAUUGCGAGUUUGCGAGUUGGUGAGUGGCUACUGAUCGGCAUUGUGCACUAAUCAGUAUUAAAUCUCUCUUAUUAUGAUAUUCUUUUGAUACAAUAUCCACCGACAAUGAACUGCUACUUGUGAUUCAAUCAAUUUCGAUUUUUGAUUAUUGAAAAAAUUACUGAAAUUCAAUGAAUAUUCAUUGAGUGUGAAAUGUUUGUUUAAUCCAUUUGUUCUCUUUGUAUAUUUUUCUGUCAUUUUUUUAAUAGAAAGAAGAAUGAUUUUUUGAUUGUUUUCUUUGUUCAUUACGAUAGAAAUGAUGUUAUCUUUUUAUAUCCGCUCAAAUUAUGUGCAAACACGAGUAUCAAUUAUUUUUGAGAGGCAAUAAUGUGACAAAUGCCAAUGCCUCGAUUCAUAGAUGAUUUAAGGUUCUACUUGAUGCCCAUUUGAAAUGUAAUAUGUUAGUGGGAGGCCCUCAGCGACUAAAGACUGACCGAGACCUGCAUUACAUUAAAUCAUGAUGAUAAAUAUGAAUUAACUACUCCUAAGUUCUUGUUUCGAAUUGAAUAUAUUUGUACAUAAAAAAAUGUUUAGGUUUAAGGUGAUUAUGAGUUUACGAUGAAUAAAUUAUAUUUACUAUAAUUAAACUCUCUCAA
Messenger RNA from Diachasma alloeum, 3477 nucleotides. It is a transcript of the gene cwo, whose product is annotated as transcription factor cwo. The coding region runs from base 1081 to 2277 and encodes 398 amino acids. Gene Ontology annotation, cellular component: nucleus. Gene Ontology annotation, molecular function: protein dimerization activity; RNA polymerase II cis-regulatory region sequence-specific DNA binding; DNA-binding transcription factor activity, RNA polymerase II-specific. The transcript is spliced from 6 exons. Gene Ontology annotation, biological process: regulation of neurogenesis; regulation of transcription by RNA polymerase II; regulation of circadian rhythm. The record is from RefSeq and is a predicted model, not a curated record. NCBI's taxonomy places the organism in Eukaryota, Metazoa, Arthropoda, Insecta, Hymenoptera, Braconidae.